This is a messenger RNA of Liolophura sinensis, 819 nucleotides long. Its product is annotated as serine/threonine-protein kinase mos-like. Bases 1 to 819 code for a protein of 272 amino acids. The record is from RefSeq and is a predicted model, not a curated record. The transcript has a single exon. Gene Ontology annotation, biological process: protein phosphorylation. Gene Ontology annotation, molecular function: ATP binding; protein serine/threonine kinase activity. NCBI's taxonomy places the organism in Eukaryota, Metazoa, Mollusca, Polyplacophora, Chitonida, Chitonidae.
AUGGAGAAAAAAAGCCUCAUAGGUGCCGGUGGUUUUGGCUCUGUGUAUUUGGGAGUAUUUGCUAAACGAAAGGUUGCCAUCAAAAUCUUGGACAAGAGGAACGACAAUGGUGCUGCCCAAGGGGAAAGCUUCAGAGCUGAGCUGCGUUUACUGACAUUGGAAAACGACAACAUUGUCAAGAUCUUGGCGGCGAAAGCUCAGAUGAUGAGUAGUGACGGUCCAGCUAUAGUGAUCAUGGAAUAUGUACCUGGACGAAACCUCAACGAUAUCAUUAACAAUCCCGACGAACUACUCCCACCGAAAAGGCGGGUAAAAUACGCCCUUUUGCUGUGUUACGCCCUGGACUACGCGCACCGUAACAACAUCGUUCAUCUUGACGUUAAACCUGCCAAUCUCCUUAUUACGCCAGAUGACAAGUGUAAACUGGGUGACUUUGGCUGUUGUCAGAGAGUGGAGUCGGAAACGGGUACCGUCAGUCCCACCAACAGGUCCACAUUGAGUGGAACUGUGGCCUACAGAGCACCGGAGGUCCUCCGCGGUCAGCCGCCGACCUUCAAAGCCGAUGUGUACUCCGUUGGUAUUACCUUGUGGCAAAUGUUUUCACGCCAACCUCCGUAUGGCAACGAAGCACACCCGCACGUGAUAAUUUUCCGGGUUGUUGCCUACAAUCUCCGCCCAGAGUUGGUAGAUGUCAAAGAAGAUCCUUUCGAGGUGUAUUAUAAGGACGUGUACACAACGUGUUGGGGGGCGUGUCCCAAGGACAGACCGUCAAUCACCGAUCUUAUACAAGUGAUUGAUUUAUGGAAGCAUCACCUGUAA